Molossus molossus (Pallas's mastiff bat) is the source of this 2702-nucleotide messenger RNA. Its product is annotated as antigen WC1.1-like. The record is from RefSeq and is a predicted model, not a curated record. The coding region runs from base 21 to 2654 and encodes 877 amino acids. The transcript has 14 exons. Lineage: Eukaryota; Metazoa; Chordata; Mammalia; Chiroptera; Molossidae. Gene Ontology annotation, cellular component: membrane.
UUGAUGACAUAGGAGUCAAGAUGCCUUCGAAUGGACAUCUCUGUCUUCAGGGAAUCUGCUUUCUCCUCCUCAGCACUGUGCUGGAUUCUCAAAUUCUAGGCCCGAGGCUGAAGAAUGGAGGCCACCGCUGUGAGGGGAGAGUGGAAGUGAAGUUCCAAGGAGUAUGGGGCACAGUGCAUGCUUUUGACUGGGGCUUGGAGGAUGCAGCUGUGGUGUGCAGACAGCUGGAAUGUGGAGUUGCUACUGAUAUUUCCAUAGGGGCUUAUUUUGGCUCACAGGCUGAACCCAUUUGGAUUUCAUAUCUUUAUUGCGAAGGGACAGAAUUGACAAUCAAUGACUGUAGGUAUUCUGCGGUUGAAAACUAUCAUAAUCUUGGCUUUUCCCAUAACUUUGAUGCUGGAGUAAUCUGCUCAGGAUUCGUGCGUCUGGCUGGAGGAAAUGGACCCUGCUCAGGGAGAGUAGAGGUGAAUUCAGGAAGAGACUGGAAUUCAGUGUCUGGUGGGAAUUUUACAUUCCGCACUGCCCAAGUCAUCUGUACAGAGCUGGGGUGUGGCAAAGCUGUGUCUCUUAUGGUGGAUGUGCCCUUUAGAGAGUCAGAUAGACAGGUCUGGGCUGAAGAGUUCUGGUGUGAGGGGCAGGAGCCUGAGCUCAGGGUUUGCCCCAGAGUUCCCUGUCCAGGAGGCAUUUGCCAGCACAAUGGGGCUGUUCAAGUUGUCUGUUCAGCAUACACAGAAGUGCGGCUCAUGAAAAAUGGCACCUCUCAGUGUGAAGGACAAGUGGAAAUGAAUAUUUCUGGAGAAUGGAGAAUGCUCUGUGCCUCCCACUGGGAUAUGGCCAAUGCCAAUGUUGUCUGUCAUCAUAUUGGCUGUGGAGUUGCCAUCUCAACCCCAAAAGGAGCAUACUUUGUGGAAAGAGAUGAUCAGAUCUGGAAAGCCCAAUUUCACUGCUCAGGGACUGAGUCCUUCUUAUGGAAUUGCCCUAUGACUGCCUUGGGCAUUCCUGACUGUACCCAUGGAAACAUAGCCUCUGUGAUCUGCUCAGGAAACCAGACUCAGGUGCUGCCCCAGUUUGACUCCAUGUCUGAACCAGCAGGCUCUGCAGCCUCAGAGGAGAGUGCUGACAGCUGCUCAGACACUGCACAGCUCCGCCUGGUGGACGGGGACGGUCCCUGUGCCGGCAGAGUGGAGAUCCUCCACCAGGGCUCCUGGGGCACCAUCUGUGAUGACAGCUGGGACCUGAACGAUGCCCAGGUGGUGUGCAGACAGCUGGGCUGUGGAGAAGCCCUCAAUGCCACGGUCUCUGCUCACUUCGGGGAGGGAUCAGGCCAGAUCUGGCUGGAUGACGUGAACUGCACAGGAAAGGAGUCCCACGUGUGGAAGUGCCCUUCCCGUGGCUGGGGACGGAACGACUGCUGGCACAAGGAGGACGCGGGGGUCAUCUGCUCAGAGUUCCUGGCCCUCAGGAUGGUGAGCGAGGACCAGGAGUGUGCUGGAUGGCUGGAAGUUUUCUAUAACGGGACCUGGGGCAGCGUCUGCCGCAGCCCCAUGGAAGCCAUGACCUUGUCCAUGAUCUGCAGACAGCUUGGAUGUGGGGACAGUGGGACCCUUAACUCUUCUGUUGAUUUUAGGGAAGGUUCUAGACCCCAGUGGGUAGAUGGAAUCCAGUGUCGGAAAACUGAUAUGUCUCUUUGGCAGUGUCCUUCUGACCCUUGGAAAUACAGGUCAUGCCAUCCAAGAGAUGAAGCUUAUAUCACGUGUGCAGGGAGACCGAACGACUGUCCUACUGCUGCCCCCUGCACAGACAAAGACAAGCUCCGACUCAAGGAUGGAGACACCGAGUGCUCAGGGCGAGUGGAGGUUUGGCACAAUGGCUUCUGGGGCACAGUGUGUGAUGACUCCUGGAGCCUGGCAGAGGCUGAGGUGGUGUGUCAGCAGCUGGGCUGUGGCUCUGCCCUGGAAGCCCUGCAGGAGGCGGCAUUUGGCCCAGGAAAUGGGAUCAUCUGGCUGGAUGAGGUGCAUUGCAGGGGCGGGGUGUCCUCCCUGUGGACCUGUGCUUCAGAGCCCUGGGGGCAGAGCAACUGCAAGCAUGAGGAGGAUGCUGGCGUGAGGUGCUCUGGUGAAAGAACAUUGCUCACCACUACAGCAGGUACAGUGCCACCAUCCAUAUCUGGCCCAAGCAUUUUCUCCUUGCCUGAGAUCCUUUGCCUCAUCUUGGGGGCCCUUCUCUUCCUGGUCAUCAUCAUCCUGGUGAUUCUUCUGCACAGAUGGAGAGUGGAGUGCAGAGCUUUAUCCAGUUUCGAAGAUGCUCUUGACGAGGCCACAUAUGAGGAGAUUGGUUAUUAUGUAACACCAAAGAAAGAGGCUCUACUGAGCAGACCAGCUCAGAGGACUGAUGCCUUUAGUGAAGUUUACGAUGAUGUUGAAGAGGUACCAGGGCCCAAGGCUCCUUCUGCCUCUCAGAUGAGCGAGGGGGAAGUGCCCCCAGAAGAGAAUGGAGUGGGAGCUUCUCAGACAGGCUCCCCUCUGCACUUCCCUACAGGGGCAGCUCAUCCUGGGAAAGAAGACCAGGGGCAAAAAGAGGACCCUGGGUAUGAUGACAUUGAACUAAGUGUUCCUGGAACAGCUGCAGUGGCUUUUCAUGGUGUUGUAUUAUAAAAGAGAUGAAGCCUCAGAUAUUCUAACUGCCUGUAUUCCAACAGAGUA